AGUAAAGUGAAGCCCGUUAUCACGUUAACAUGUUAUCAGUCCUGCACGUCAACUUGACUAUCAUUUAGCAGCCCUGUGGCUGAAGCCUGAUGGUGGUGAUGAUGACAGUCAUAUAUGUACGUCACGACUACCGUAUUGUCAAAAUAAAGGCACAUUUUUGGACAUGACAGCUGUCAAACAACUAGAAUUCAUCAUCCCUUUUGACAGCGCCACAUAACCAUUACUCGUGAGCUUAGUGUGCGACAUUGUUUUUAUACGACAACUUCUAUGUAGGGAGGCCUAUGAACGACUUUUUACAGUAUCAAAAUCCUGCUUCAGAUUAUGCAGUUCAGUUCCUCUACAGCUCUGUCUGAGUACGUGUCUCAACCCUUUUUUAUUUCAGACUGACUAUGUUUCCUUUUCAUAAUAGUCAAUUGUAGCAAAUUGAGCUAUCUGCAUACUGAGGAGAAUUUUCUACCUGACUUUUAUUGCAAAAUAGCAAGGAGCUUCCGGGAGUUUCAUGACAGGUCAAGCGUGUGUGAUAUUUCCACGCUGUUGCAUCGGGAUUGACAGGGAUUCUUAACGGCUACGCUUCAGGUGGAAGCAAAGUUAUAGUUACAAUUUACAGUUGACAGAAGAUGUCUAACAAUCUGGAUAAGAAGUCAUGCAAGCCAUACGAUUCAAUCCACAGUGAUGUAAAGGAAUACUAUGGCAAGAGACUGCAGAGUAGCUCCGACCUGAAGACCAAUGCCUGUGUCCCCUCUGCCAAGCCUAUUCCUGCCUACGUCAGAAAAGCAUUAGCAGGGGUCCACCCUGACGUCACAGCCAGGUACUAUGGCUGUGGCCUGGUGGUCCCAGAGAGCAUGGAGGCUUCCCGGGUCCUGGACCUGGGCUGUGGGAGCGGACGGGACUGCUACAUGCUGAGCCAGCUGGUGGGAGAGACAGGCCACAUCACAGGGAUCGACAUGACCGAGGAUCAGCUUGCAGUGGCUCGCAAGUACAUAGAUUACCACAUGCAGAAGUUUGGCUAUAAAAAGCCCAAUGUGGACUUUGUUCAAGGAUACAUCGAGGCUCUGCAGGAGGCUGGCCUGCAGGAAGGCUUCUACGACGUCAUUAUAUCAAACUGUGUGGUUAAUCUCUCCCCGGACAAGACAAAGGUUUUGAGGGAGGCUUAUCGUGUGCUGAAGGAUGGAGGGGAGCUAUACUUCAGUGAUGUGUACAGCAGCAGCAGACUGCCUGAAGACGUGAUGUCUCAUAAAGUGUUGUGGGGGGAGUGUCUAGGUGGAGCGCUGUGGUGGGAAGACCUCAUUCAAUUGGCUCACGACGUGGGCUUCAGCACACCCCGACUGGUCACUGCCAGUGUCAUCACUGUGGAGAAUCCAGAACUGGAGAAACUGCUGGAUGGUUAUAAAUUUGUCUCAGCCACGUACCGCCUCUUCAGAGUGCCAAAACCUUCUUCUGAAGAGAAAUGCUUGGUCAUAUAUGACGGGGGCAUCACAGGUUCAGAGGAAACUCUGGAGUUUGAUGCUCAACAUACUUUCAAGGUGGAUGAGGUGAUGGAGGUGAGUGCAGAGCUGGCCAACAUCCUGAGGUGCUCCAGGUUCGCCUCGGAGUUCACCUUCCAGCCUCCCGGAGCUCCCAGCAGCCCCUGCUGUGCCAAGCCUCAGGCUGUGUCCUCGAAUCCUUUUGAACUGAUGGAGCAGCUAGGGAGUGCAACCCUCUCUCCGAACACAGGGGGGUGCUGUGGCGCACAAGAGUCAUGCUGCAAGUGAGAGACCGCAGUGGGAUUGAAGAGGGGAGACAGCAAAAUCACUUGAUUUCACUGUUAUUAAUUUUACGUACCAUGCUGAAAUCAAAACUUUGAGAUUUCUGAUACGAAAUUAUAUUUUGAUGACUUUAACCAACCUGGCAUCAGUUUUAGAAAGUAUAAGUUAUGGAAUGUUCAUAUGUCUACCAAAAGGCUACACCAAGGCAUCAUGAUGGACGGUCAACUUGCUGCAGUUUGCCAGAUAGAUGACACCCAGGCAGAACAUCGUGUUCUUACAGACUGCUCAAGCAGUAGUUAGUUGUAGAGCAGUGAACCUCAAGGGUCUCGGGGAGUUGACAUGAGGCUCCUUGCCACCAUGAUCAUGGAAAUGCUGAAAGAAAUCAUUGGAAACGGGCAUUCCCUUUUCCAGAUCAGGAAAUGUUUUGGAAAAAUGACUAAACAUCGGCAAAAAACGGCCAUGUCUCUAAACAUGAUUUGUUUGUAGGCUAAAGGAAUAUGUCAGAGUGCUUGCACUUGCUACCUUUGGAAUUGAGUGGGAUGCAAUUAGCAUGCAUCUGUUGCAUUGUCAGAAAUUCUGAACAAUUAAUGUAAAAAUGACAUAUUUUUGAUUUAAUUUAAAAAGCCUUGUUUUUAACAACCCACUGUAACAUUUCAAUCUAAUCAGUGCUAGUCAAAUAACCAUGUAAAGACAGGUGCCCUGUCUGUUAAAUCAGUUGCUCUUUUUCUGAGCGCUGCCGUUUAGUCCUGUAAAUGAGUCUCAGUAUGUAGCAGAAGCCAAUCAAGCUGUAAUCUAUAUUGACAGGAGGUAACUAUUGGGGCUAUUAAGAGCAAGUAUGGUGUCUAAGAUGUAUCUCAAUUGCCUGACUGUUUUGCUAAUAAAUCUGUAUAUUUGUAA
Molecule: messenger RNA, 2642 nt
Organism: Clupea harengus (Atlantic herring)
Lineage: Eukaryota; Metazoa; Chordata; Actinopteri; Clupeiformes; Clupeidae
Gene: as3mt
Product: arsenite methyltransferase
Biological process (GO): toxin metabolic process; arsonoacetate metabolic process
Cellular component (GO): cytosol
Molecular function (GO): arsenite methyltransferase activity
Source: RefSeq, a predicted model, not a curated record